Messenger RNA from Exophiala mesophila, 2344 nucleotides. RefSeq lists its product as uncharacterized. The transcript has 3 exons. Bases 73 to 2130 code for a protein of 685 amino acids. Lineage: Eukaryota; Fungi; Ascomycota; Eurotiomycetes; Chaetothyriales; Herpotrichiellaceae. The record is from RefSeq and is a predicted model, not a curated record.
GAUCCUUCAUGCCGCGGCCCGAAUCCUUCGAAAUGAAGAGACAACGUGGUUGUGGCAUUUUUAAACUUCACCAUGGCCAGGUACUGCCGGAUUGCUCCUGCUGUCAACCACAGUCCACCUCACUUCAAUCGUGAACAAAGACAUCGAGAGUACUCUGGCACCAUGAAAGGCUUCGACCAGUCCGCAGCCGAGGUUCCUCUCGUCUUUCGCAAUGAGACCAGUGAUGGCAGAGCCGUCAGUUCCAGCAAUGGUUCCUUCGAUCCCAAAGCUUCAGGAAAGCAAGGAUCGUGGAAUCAACGCGAACAAAAGAGAAGCAACACCGGGAUUUCGCUGACUCCAUCUGGUCCAUGGGAGCACAAAUUGACCGACAAGUAUCUUGGUGACGUUCCCAGCUCUUCCAACACCGUCAGAUACUUCAAUCGCCGUCGCCAGGCAAGGAGGGUCUUCAUUGAUUGUCUCAUCAUCUGGUGUGUGACAGCCUUUAUCUGUGCUGUUCUGGCUAGCACCAUGUACGGCUUCUCCACAAUCACAAGAGGCAUUACCCAGUGGCAAAAAUAUGGCUACAACGCCCUUGUGACAGGAUGUUCCAUCUCCCUUGGCCUGGCAUUCGCUGCCCAGUUUAACCAAUACGCCGAAAUGAUGAGGUGGAGGUUUCUUGCUGCCCAGUAUCGCAACAUGCGUGACUUUGAGCUGGUUCUUGGCUGUUCUAGCUAUCGCAAUACUCUACAAAUCGCUUUUCGAGGAUGGAGGCCAGGCACUUGGUAUCCGACCAAGCAACAAAUUGUCGCUCUGUGUUGGUUCUCCGUAUUCGUCACUUUCAACGUCUUUGUCGCCUUGAUUGGUCUGACAUAUUCUAUCGACGUUUCCAACCAGUUCAUGCACUUGGUUGCCGGUGAGAUGGACGUUGCCAAUCUACGAUACAUUGCCAGCGGGCAACAGCCAGAUGACGGGGUGGACUAUCCCCUUCCUUAUCAACAAGCAGCAGCAAAUCUAUUUGGCCAACUAGGGCAGAACAGUUAUGAACUCGGUGCUGAUACUUACACUUUCGUUAACGCCAAUCCCAAAGACAGAAAGAGUCAAGCGAUUUCUACAAGAUAUAUCACGACUGCUGCAACCUGUCAAGAGGUGGAGAUUCUUCUCGGUGGACACGCUGGGUUCCGGGCCAAUACAACUGAGGACCAGGAUACAGAUCAAGAUACAGACCAGACACCAGACCAGACACUAAUAUGGGUGGACGAGAACGGCAAUCAGCACACAGACGUGGUUAGCUCAGUGGCAACUGGGUCAACUACUUGGAUGAGCAAUACCACCAUGGGUGGCUGUGGUCCACGAUGUGCACAGAUGCUCGCUCUCCAAACAUCCGACAUUCGCGUCGUUGACGAUGUAUCCGAUUCGUUCAUGCCCUCUCCUCGUCUCUGGGCGUGCAAUAACACUCUAGAGCAAGUGACACACGCGGAUCCGAACAACGAGGGGAUCACUGAUAUUAACGCGCUUGAGAUGCCAGACCUGCAGGCUUGGAUAUUUGCGGGAGCCAUUGGAUGGACCGGAGUUUGCAGCUCCGAAAUCGACGAGAAUGGCACUGAGAGGUGUGGUGACUUGCAGUAUAUCUUGUUCAAUGGCGACACCCACCUCUCGCUGCCCGCCGAUGUGACUGCCGAAGACGUCGCUGGUACGGUGGUGGGCUUCACCAUCGGCGCGAUAACCGCGUUCGACACAAAUGGCCCUCGACAAAAUCUGACCGGGUCAGACAGCCCGAGACCGGCGCAAGUGGUGGUGGUUAGGUGGCCAUAUGCAGGAGCCAUUCUUGCCGGAAUUCCGUUCGUCCAAUUCGUCAUGCUGCUGGGUGUUGUGUGGUUCUCGAGCAAGGCCGUCAUCAUUGAGCCAGGCUACAUGGCUAUCUCGCACAUCCUCAAGCCCAUCGUCGACAAGGUUGGUGAAGCAGGACCAUUGCUCUCAAUGGACGAGAUGUCGGACCACAUUGGAGACUACAAUAUUGCAUAUGGUGUGCGACCAGAUCCCAAUGAUCCCGGACACCACGACAAGACAUUUGUACGCAGUCUGGGUUUGAUCGAUGAAAAGGAGGGCUAUGGAUACAUCCGUGGAAGUAUGCCAGAGGGAAGAUAUGAUUGAUUGGGCUUUGCUCAAACAUGAAGGAGUGCUUGGGAUCAGUACUAUGUUAUGGGUGAAGAAUUUACAUUGAUCGAUAUGCAUGCGCACGUAGCAAGCGAGGUGUAUGGUGUCAGUCGUUGGGCUCUCGAACAGAAAUUCGAGACGAAGUGAUAUUCAUUACUGUCAAGACAAGUUUCACAGCUCUUGGUUCAACAAGGACGAAACAUAGAGAGUU